Trypanosoma theileri is the source of this 339-nucleotide messenger RNA. RefSeq lists its product as uncharacterized. Bases 1 to 339 code for a protein of 112 amino acids. The record is from RefSeq and is a predicted model, not a curated record. The transcript has a single exon. Lineage: Eukaryota; Euglenozoa; Kinetoplastea; Trypanosomatida; Trypanosomatidae.
AUGUGUGAAACUGUACUAUCUAAUUCUUCAACUUUUGAGUGUUCCAAUAGUGGUGCUUCUUGCAAUCUCUUUAUUAUCUUUUGGCUUAGGGAAACCGUGUUUUCCUUGUGGUUAAGGUGUACUCCCAUGAAAUCAUAUUCUUUUGUGUUUAACUGUUGGUCCUCAAUAGUGACUCUACAGCUUUGCAAUAUUAUGUAUGUUUUGCCCUCCCCAAACUUCCCACCUUUUCGUGUGGACCACUUAUUCUCAUGUUAUCAAUCCAAAGAUGUAUUUUUUAUAGCUUGGGUACUGAAUACUUCAGCAAUACCAAUAAAGGAUCACCAGCGAGAACUCUUGUAA